CGGACAGAGGUGUAUUCAGUGGUCCGUGAACUAUUACUGUCCCCCUGUAAAGUCAUGUUUAUAGUUAGUGAUCAUGCUGCGUUAGUUUAGUUAUAAGGGAUUUUUUAGUUUACCAUGUUUUUUAUUUUAGUAUGUUACAUGUGGAAGUUACAGUUAAAACAUUAACAAAACAAUAUAAAAAAAUGCUCUUAUGGAGUUUACAAUAACGAAAUGAAUUUUAGAGUCUAAUAAGUGAGCACCGUAUUGGGAACGCAAGCAGUGAUGUGGCGGACGGGUCGUGUCUUCUGUUUUGGGUCGGCGGGUAAACGAGCAGUCGGACGCUGCUGUAACAACCCAAGAAGGCCUUUAUCCUCAUCAGCCCCAUCAAAAACAGUAAAAGCUGAAAAAGAGAAGCGCAAACGAGGGCGGGAGGAGGCGAUAUUGUCAAGUCAGCAUGGGGUUUCUACGGAGAAACCAAUGAAAUGGGGCGCUAAGCAGGAAACGGUGUACUCGGUUCCAACAGCUCCUGGACAAAAGAAAGACACCAGUCUGCCAUUCCCACCCACGUACAGUCCAACCUAUGUGGAGUCCAGCUGGUAUCAGUGGUGGGAGAAAGAGGGCUUCUUCAGUCCGGAGCAACAUGAAACGUUACCUCACGCCGUGGAUCGGACCUUCUCACUGUGCAUCCCUCCUCCGAACGUCACUGGUUCUCUACACCUGGGCCAUGCUCUGACUGUAGCAAUAGAGGACACCCUGGUCCGAUGGAGGAGGAUGCAGGGCUACAGAGUCCUCUGGGUUCCUGGAUGUGACCAUGCAGGUAUUGCAACACAGACAGUGGUGGAGAGAAAACUGCUGAGUGAGAAAGGGAAGCGCAGACAGGACUUUACCAGGGAGGAGUUCCUGAACGAGGUGUGGAAAUGGAAGAAUGAGAAAGGAGAAGAGAUCUACAAGCAGCUGAAAAGCCUGGGUGCUUCUUUGGACUGGAGAAGAGCAUGUUUUACAAUGGAUCCGCACUUUAGCAGAGCCGUUACCGAGGCUUUUGUCACACUCUGUGACUCCGGUCUGAUCUAUCGCUCUGAGGGUCUCGUCAACUGGAGUUGUGCUCUUGAAUCGGCCAUCUCUGAUAUCGAGGUGGACUCAAAGGAACUUGCUGGGCAGACGAUGCUGUCCGUUCCUGGUUAUAAAAACAAGGUGGAGUUUGGAACUAUUCUCAGCUUUGCUUACCCAGUAGAUGGCCACGAUGGAGAAGAGGUGGUGGUGUCAACCACUCGUCCAGAGACUAUGCUGGGAGACGUAGCCGUUGCCGUUCAUCCAGACGAUCCUCGAUAUCAAUCUGUUCACGGGAAGCAGUGCAGACACCCCUUCACCGACAGAGUCCUGCCCGUCAUCACCGACUCACUGGUGGACAUGAAGCUCGGAACUGGUGCAGUGAAGGUGACUCCCGCUCAUGACCACACGGACUUCCUGCUGUCACAAAAACACUCUCUUCCACGGCUUACUGUUAUCAAAGGAGAUGGGACAAUGACACCCCCCUGUGGCCAAUGGCUGGAGGGAGUGAAGAGAUUCGAUGCCAGGCAGGCUGUUGUUGAUGCUCUGGUUGAAAGGCAGUUGUUCAGAGGAAAGAAAAGUCAUGCUACGAUCUUACCAGUCUGCAGUGAGGCGGCGUGGGCUGCUCCGAAUGCUCGGCCACCUAACGUAACCUUGCCUGUAUCUCAAAUCUUUACUGACCCCGAUGUCCUGGACACCUGGUUCUCCUCAGGCCUGUUUCCCUUUGCCAUGCUUGGUUGGCCAGAACAGACGGCUGACGUGCAGCACUACUACCCUAACUCUAUUCUGGAGACGGGCAGUGACCUCAUCUUCUUCUGGGUGGCCAGGAUGGUUAUGUUGGGCAAAGAGCUAACGGGACAGCUGCCUUUCAAACAGGUUCUUUUUCACUCCAUGGUGAGAGAUAAACAUGGAAGGAAAAUGAGUAAAUCUCUGGGAAACGUCAUCGACCCGUUAGAUGUAAUCAAUGGAGUCUCGCUGGAGAGACUUCAGGAAAAAGUGAUGGAAGGUAACCUUGACCCCAGGGAACAGAUGGUUGCUCUAAAAGCACAGAGCAAAGACUUUCCCCAGGGGAUCCCUCAGUGCGGGACAGACGCACUUAGGUUUGCUCUCUGCUCUCACAAGAUGGAGGCUAUGAUUUGGGAAUACGUCAAAUCUGUGCAGCCCCGGCAGCAGAAUAGAAAUUGUUCAGAGGUCGGGUCGGACAUAAAGCCCAGUGACGCUAACACUGUCCUCUAUCACUGCGUGUCGGUUUGCCUGGCUUUACUCUCACCGUUCAUGCCCUUCGUCACCGAAGAACUUUUCCAAAGACUCCAGCCUUUUAAACACGGAUCUGUUUCCCAAGACAGUCUGUGUUUGCAGCCGUACCCCUGCUCCUCACAACUGUCGUUCGCUCUGUUCUGUGUCCCACAGGAAUACGUCAAAUCUGUGCAGCCCCGGCAGCAGAAUAGAAAUUGUUCAGAGGUCGGGUCGGACAUAAAGCCCAGUGACGCUAACACUGUCCUCUAUCACUGCGUGUCGGUUUGCCUGGCUUUACUCUCACCGUUCAUGCCCUUCGUCACCGAAGAACUUUUCCAAAGACUCCAGCCUUUUAAACACGGAUCUGUUUCCCAAGACAGUCUGUGUUUGCAGCCGUACCCCUGCUCCUCACAACUGAAUCACUGGCAUUUCCCUGAGGAGGAAAAGGCGUUUCUUCUGAUUCAGGAAGUCGUCCGAACAGCACGCUUGCUACGAGCACAGUGUGGCCUGACCAAAGACAAACCUGCCAUGUGGGCAGCAUGUUCGCCCAGUCAGGCCCGGAUUCUUACUCGGUAUGGGUCAGCAGUUUGGACUUUGGGUCGGAUGUCAAACCUCCAUAUCUACUGUCCCACUGGAGCGGACGCUACCUGUUCUGCUCCUCCGCCUGAAGGAAGCCUCAUUGGGGUGGUGGACCACACCUGCCAACUACAUCUUCAGGUCGAGAAAGGAUUAAACGCCGACAAACAGAUCAGGCAACUCUCCCAGCGCAGAGAUAAGCUCGUUCCGAAACUCAAGGAAAUCCUUGACUCACUUCAGUCUCCGGACUAUCUGACCAAAGUUCCUGCUCAUGUCAGACACAGGAUGGAUAAUAAGCGGGCCGCGUUGCAACAGGAGCUGAAUACCAUCGAAUGUCAGCUCAAGGCUCUGCAGGAGGAAUAAAGAGCAGGAUGAGUCCACCAUCGAAGGAUCUGUGGAAGAACGCUGCUCGUGAUUGAAUUGUUAUUAGAGGAUCCCGAGCUGUGGGUGGUGGAGCAGGCACCAGCAUGCUCCUGAACGGGCCCACACGGUUGAGUUGACUGCGCAGGAAAUGUUUUAUUUUGUGUGUUUAUGUGUCUGCAUAUGUACAGUGAUCACUAAAAUUGUCAAACUGAUUUUGCUUCAGGGGCCACAUACAGCCUGAUUAGAUGUCAAGUGAGCUGGACCAGUACAAUCAUAACAUCAUUACCUAUUAAUAACCAUAAGUUCAUGUUUUCCCCCUUUGUUUUCAUGCAAAGAAGUACAAGUAUAUUAGAAAACAUUCCUAUUUAUUGAAAUAUUAUUUGAAAAAACAUCAUGAACAUGAAAUGUUGGUGCAUUUUUUUUUUACUUUAAAAAUUCAUCAAGCGGGCUGCAUUGACCAACCCCAGCGGGCCAAUUUUUGCCUGCGGGCCGUAUGUUUGACAGCUCUAUGCUCUAUGUCUUCUACGGUGAAUUAAAAAGACGUUGCAUAUCGAUUAUGUUCAAAAAUGGAUCAUCAAACUCUUAUUUACUUAUAUACUACUGUAUUACUUUCCUAUAAUAAAUAGGUCUGUCUUUUUAGUUAUUCCGCAUGUGUUUUGUUGUUUAUGAUCACCGAAAGAUCAGUUCUUUAUUUAUUUUUAUUAUUAUACAUUAUUAGUAUAAUGGUGGUGAAUUUAA
Molecule: messenger RNA, 3939 nt
Organism: Cynoglossus semilaevis (tongue sole)
Lineage: Eukaryota; Metazoa; Chordata; Actinopteri; Pleuronectiformes; Cynoglossidae
Product: valine--tRNA ligase, mitochondrial-like
Exons: 27
Coding region: 262-3201 (979 amino acids)
Biological process (GO): valyl-tRNA aminoacylation
Cellular component (GO): cytosol
Molecular function (GO): aminoacyl-tRNA deacylase activity; valine-tRNA ligase activity; ATP binding
Source: RefSeq, a predicted model, not a curated record